This is a messenger RNA of Stegostoma tigrinum, 3765 nucleotides long. Its product is annotated as V-set and transmembrane domain-containing protein 2-like protein. The transcript is spliced from 4 exons. NCBI's taxonomy places the organism in Eukaryota, Metazoa, Chordata, Chondrichthyes, Orectolobiformes, Stegostomatidae. The record is from RefSeq and is a predicted model, not a curated record. Bases 195 to 863 code for a protein of 222 amino acids.
GCACCGCUCUGUUCUGUCCGUCUCCUCCGCCCUGAGCUGAAGUACCGCAGAGGCAGCAGCUUCGAGAGAUCAGCUCGGUUCCAGAUUGUCUGAGCGAUCGAGCUGACUGAGCGGAGAUUUCCUCAGGAUCCGAGCGAGACCGGACUUCCAACUCACAAACCGACUGAUGUGAGAAACACAGCGGUGCAGACAAAAUGGGGAUAUUUGGACUGACAGUGGGAGCUUUGCAUUACCUGGGGCUCUAUGUGCAACUCUGUGCGUGUUCACAAGCUCUAUUUACUGAGGUCCCUCAUGAUGUUUCAGCCAGAGCUGGGCAAGAUGUGGAGAUGGCCUGUGCUUUUCGGGGCAGUGGUUCACCAUCUUACUCACUGGAGAUUCAGUGGUGGUAUAUCCGAAACUCCAAGGACUGGACUGACAAACAAUCAUGGAGCUCUCACCAGAUGAAGACUUCUACUCAUGAGGAGUCUAGGAAAGAUGCAACAAAAAUCAGCGCUGUGAAGGUAGUUGGAAGCAAUAUCUCUCACAAACUGCGAUUGUCCACCAUAAAAACCUCAGAUGAAGGCACUUAUGAAUGCAGAGUGACUGAUUACAGUGAGGGCAAACCCAGACAUCACAAAGUGAAAGCUUAUCUGAGGGUCAAGCCUGUGCAGGAUCAUGAGAUGCUGGUACAUGAAGCUGCUGCACACAUGCAGGACACCAAGGUGCUGGGAAGUGAUAUGAAGGCUCACACGAAUCACAUUGCUAAAUCCUCGUCUUUUUCCAACAGCCCUAAAUCUAUCCAAAUCAUGAAUGAACAAGCCCUGGAUACUGACUGUGAACAGAAUGAUCUGUCUCUUGAUGCUGAUCGUAUCCACUGUGUUUAAUAGAAUGAGCUGUCAUGGAGAGUCAAGUGUUUGUAAAUUGUAUAGAAGGAGUGCAUGACCAGCUUCUUUGUGGGAGUAUUUUGGCAAAGAAUAUCUCUAAAACUAUUAUUUAAAGGGGGUAAUCAGCUUUUUGACCAUUUUUGUUACUUGUUAUACUUCAUGUUUAUUGGAAGUGAAACAUUAAUUUCAUUACAUUUUCAUUCAUGUUCAGUAAUAUACUAACAGUAUCUCUUAUUUACUUAAUAAUCCAAUAGAAGCAAGCUCACAUCUGUCUUUUAUCAAAAAGAUACAAUGACAGCUUUACAUCGAACAGAAUAAUGACACAGAUGACUUUAAUCUUUAAAUAUAAUAAACAUCAAUUUCAACAUCAGUGGAAAGAUGUUUCAUCCUCACUUUCUUUUCAACUAACAGUUGACCCCUUGUCUCAACCUAGGUUUCCAAACUCAAUCCAGUUUUUAACAAUUCCAAAACUUUUAUAGUUGAUGAUUAUAGCCCCAUGUUACCUGAUAAAUCUCAACCUUAUGUUUGGCUAACCAUUCUAAUCCCAUUAGAAUGACUCCAAUAUUGUGAUUUAAUAUUAAUUAUAUUAUAGGUCUCAAGACUCAUUUUAUCAAAUAAUACCACCACUUUUUAAACCUCAGCUUCAUUCUCGUAAAGUCUCUUAAUUCCAUCUCAUGCAACCGUCACAACCCUUAUUCUCCUGAGUUUCUAUUCUGCCUUUUCUUCACAUCCACCAUCACAUGUAAUAAUCCAAACUUGUUACCACAUUUUCUAAUCUCAUCUAAAGAGCCCAACACCAUUUGCUUAGUAUCCUCAACUUGUUCCCACCUAACAACCCCAAUCCCAUUUUUAUCUAACAGUUCUAUUAAUGUACAUUUAAUUAUCCAAUUGUCCAUAGUUCUGUGACAUCUCAGGUGAAUUCUACAAUCAUGCGUUAUCUCAUAUAACAACCCCAACCACACACUAUGAAAAGUUCCAAUCUCCUUUUACCUAAGUAUCAGUGGCACUUUGGUUAGCAUUGCUGCCUCUCAGUGCCAGGGAUGUAAGUUUGAUUCCAGCCUUGGGCGAUUGUACGUAUGGAUCUUGCACAUUCUCUCUGUGUCUGUGUGGUUUUCCUCCCAAAGUCCAAAGAUGUGCAGGUUAGGUGGAUUGGCCACGCUAAAUUGCCAGUAGUGUCCAGGAUGUGCAGGCCAGGUGGAUUAGCCAUGGUAUUAACAGGGAUGGGAUGGGUUUGGGUGGAAUGCUUCUCUGAGGGUUGGUAUGGACUCAAUGAGCCGAAUGGCCUGCAUCCAUACAGUAAGGUGUCUGUCUAUCUGUUUGACUUCUUCUUUAUUCUCAAAAAGCAACUUUAACCCAUUUCAUUUUAACCACAAUCUUAUAAUACCCCAUCACAAUAUAAUCAAUAAACAGUACUCAACCUUCCCUGACUCAAUCUUUUUAACUCAUUAAAAAUUAUUUCAUCCUCAUCAAGAAGUUUCCCUUGAAUAUUGCGAUCUCAUCUGACAAACCAUACACCUAGGCUAACAAACGUUGAUUCCCUAAUGGUCUAUAAUAACCAAGUAUCUUGAAUACAAAGCCCUACCUGGAGAUACAGCUUGCAGAAAUAUUAGUGCAACAUUAAUACACUGUUAAAGAAUUUUAAAAAUGAGACCAUCAUUGAAUACCAGGAAAACGUUUAAAUCAAUAAACAUAAUACUAUCCUUUUGUUUCUUUUUUCUAUAUCAAUAACUAGGAGUAGUCAGCAACUGAAAUAUAAACAUGCCAUGCAUUGCUAGUGUCUACAUAAAGAGGGGUGGAAUUGCAAUGAAAAAGAAUUUCUUUUGCUCUCCCUGACUAGUUAAUUAUUGUGAUAAAAUACCUGUGUCUAGCAAUGGUUUAUGGGCUACAUCAAAUAUUUACCAGGAAUGUUAGAUCAUCUGACUUGAUGGUGUCCUUCAAUACUGCAUAGGUUGACCAGGUCUCAUUAUUUUGAUAAUUCACCUGAAGGAACAUAUCUGGUACCAUGCAAUAGAAUGUUUUGCUGUAAAUAGAGCUGUUUUGUGAUUUUCUCUAUUAACCCUUUUUUUCAAUUUAGUUGUGCCACUUUGAAAUAUUUGUGUAAGAAAUCUAAAGUAACAUUGUUUUAUCUGCAAGUAUUUUUAAAUUGUAUAUGGUCAAACAUCAUUAAAUCAAUUAAAAAGAGCAGAACUUAGGCACUGAAAAUAGCAUAAUAUAUUUUAGAUUGUGCCAAUCAUCAGGAUCGAUUUUCCGUGACAGGGCCAACGAGAACUGGUUUUGUCUUUUAGCAAUUAAAGUAAUAUAUCCAUAAUGCCUCCAGAUAUACAAUGCCCUUGUUAUAUUGGAAUAUAAUCACUAUGUGUUGACAAACCUGCAAUGGUACCUGUUAGCCUGUCAAAAAUAUGGACUGAACAGCUUCUAGCCCUGUACUUUCAUUACCAGUAAAUUACCAUGUAAAGUACUGACAUGUAUUACAAAUUGUGCCACUUCAUACUUCGGAACCCAUUUAAUGAGCAGUGAAGUGGGAUGAUGCUGCAGGCUUUAAAGCCCAUUUAAUGGGUCAUUCAAAUAGUCCAUUCAAACUGUGCACAGCUGCCAGUCUAUAUGGCUGAAAAAAGACAGAAAAUGCUGGAAAUACUCAGCAGGUUUGGCAGCACAUGAAGCAUUUUGCUUCUGUACAUCUGAAAACUAUUUCUGUGAGAAAGGAAAAAAAAUCCAGAAAGGAAUGGGUCAUUGCACACAAAUCAUAUUUAAGUAUUUCUUUAGUGAUAAAGUAGCUAUGGAAACAUUCAGAGCCACCUUUGCAGCAGCUUUUAAUUACUGGAUUUUACUUUGGCUAUUUGUAGCAGAGUAUCUCUGUAAAUGAUUUUGCUGAAUGUGAUUAAUAAACACAAAAAUAUGGAUA